Messenger RNA from Rotaria sp. Silwood1, 735 nucleotides. Lineage: Eukaryota; Metazoa; Rotifera; Eurotatoria; Philodinida; Philodinidae. The record is from the annotation of a GenBank genome assembly.
AUGGAUAAUUUCUUUACAAGUGUUCCAUUGGCGAAAAAUCUUCAAACGAAGAAUCUUACUCUUAUAGGAACAUUACGAAAAAAUAAACCAGAAAUACCUAUAGAAUUUCUAUCAAAUAAAACUCGUGAAGUUGGUUCUUCACUUUUUGGUUUUGAAGAUAAUUUAACUUUAGUUUCCUUUGUACCAAAAAAUAAUAAAGCUGUCUUAUUACUUUCUUCGAAACAUCAUGAUAAUCAAGUGGACAAUAAGACUGGAAAACCAGUUAUUAUUUUGGAUUAUAAUAAAACCAAGGGAGCUGUUGAUACUGUAAAAAGAGGUACAAAGCGGUGGUCACUUUGUAUUUUCUACGGUAUGAUAGAUAUCGCGGCUCUAAAUGCUUUUAUUUUAUGGAAAGCGAAAAAUCCAGAAUGGAAUCGAAAUAAGAGAUAUCAACGGCGAUUAUUUUUAGAAGAACUUGGGCUUAGUCUAGUAACACCUCUGUUGGAUUUUCGUUCAAAAAACUCAAAACGUCUACAUAAAGAUAUUCAAAAUGCUUUAGCUAUUGUUGGUCAUCCUAUAACGAGAAGAAAUUCGGAAGAAUCAAAUGAAGAUUCUGCACAAGGAAAACGAAAACGGUGUUCAAUGUGUGAAACAUCUAAAGACAGAAAAACUUCAACUAAAUGUUAUAAAUGUUCUGCAUUUGUUUGUAACGAACAUAGUAUAAAGCAGAUUUUUUGUAUUAAUUGUUCGAAAUAA